Messenger RNA from Diaporthe amygdali, 1599 nucleotides. RefSeq names its product ar2 protein. The transcript has a single exon. The record is from RefSeq and is a predicted model, not a curated record. Lineage: Eukaryota; Fungi; Ascomycota; Sordariomycetes; Diaporthales; Diaporthaceae. Bases 1 to 1599 code for a protein of 532 amino acids. Gene Ontology annotation, biological process: spliceosomal tri-snRNP complex assembly.
AUGGAGUCAAUAAGUCUAGGCCCUCCGAGUCAGGAAAACCUGCAACCGGUCUCAACGGACGGCGAACGACCUCCACCAAUCCCCAUCCCCAAGGCGACACCAAAGCGACCCGACUCGGCGCAGUCCUCAAGCAAGGCGUCCCUUAACUCACACCAGUCAGUCCCCGUCACUGGUACCUUUCCCUUGGGGUCGCUCAGGAUCCAUCAGGUCAUGGAUUCUCCCAGGCUGCGGCAAGCAGAAGCGCGGCCACAGGCCGACGUCUCUGAGAUGCCUCCGCUAGAAGACAGCCCUGGCGAAGAGUCGGCGUCCCUCGAAGGGGACGUCUUUCUCAUCCUCGACCUCCCUCCGAACUCAAUUGUGGGCUGCGACGCCAGGGCCAUCAGCAUCGGCUCUUCAGGGUUCAAGGGCAUCCGCGACAUCCCUCCGGGCCCUCACUUCGUCUGGGUGUCGGAGCCGAACGCCAUGUCCCGCUGCGGGUACUGGUUCAUCACGCAGGACAGGGGCCAGGUGCGCGUCAAGCAGUGGGACAAGUACAACGAGGUGCUAGCCCAGCCCGCGAGCCAGUUCGAGCUCCGCGACCACAGGGACAACGUGGCCAGCCUGUACCCACAGCUCGUCUCCUUCAACCACGGGAGUGGCACGACAGCAGCGGCGGCCGGAGGGGCAGGCAGCGAGGACGAGCUGCGCCUCUGGCGCCAGCUGACCUCGGGCAUCAGCGAGGGGCUCCUCGGCAGGGUCACGGGGAAGAAGGGCGCGGGCGAGUGGCUGGUGGACACCUCGGACAGCGCGCAGGGCGAGGCCGGCUUCCCGCAGGCAACACAGCUGUACAAGGCGGUCGUCGGGCCGAGGGAGCUGCAUUUCCUCUUCCCAGAGGGCGACGUCGACCUCGCCCUCGUCGGCGCCGCAGGAGGAGUGGGCCCGGACCAAGCGCGCAGUGGGCCCCCCGACACGACGGACGACAUCCUGCGCCUGCUCGACGCGCCCGGCGCGGCCGCCGCCGAGGACGACGUGCUGGGCGAGCUGCAGCUCACUUUUCUCGCGGGGCUGCACCUGUCGAACCUGUCGUGCGUCGACCAGUGGUGGCACCUGGUGCUCAGGGUGGUGCUGCGCGCGCACGGGCUCGCCGUCGCGCGGCCGCGCCUUGCCGCCGCCCUCGUCCGCACCCUCCACGCGCAGAUGGUCUACGACGAGAGGUACAUCGCCGGUGGGGAAAGCGGCGGCGACGCCGGACCCGAGGGCGGCGCCCAGGGCACGAGCGUGCUGGACAUCAUCCCCGGCAACAGGCGCAAGCUCCGCGGCGCGCUGGCGCUGUACAAGCGCAGGCUGGACGAGAUACUGCUGGGCCUGCCGCGGGACCGCGCGACGGCCGAGCAGGCGGACGUGGGCCAGGCGUUUGGGGAGCUGGAGGCUUGGUUCUGGAGGUUUGGGUGGGACCUGAGGGCGGAUGGCGUCGGGGAGGGCAAGAAGGGCUCUGGUGAGGAGAGAGGCAAUUUGGGCCGUGACGAUAAUGAUGAUGACGAUGAUGAUGAUGACUACCGGCCUGUUAUUGUUGAUUUGGAUGCUAAUGGUCGGGAAGUUGGGCUGGUUUCAUUCAAUUAG